UUUUCCUUUUUAACUAACGGGUGAUUUUUUUGAGGUUAGGAUUUUCAUGCAUUAGUAUUUGACAGAUCACGUGGGAUUUCAGACAUGGUGUCAAAGAGAAAGAUGCUCAGUAUGCUUUGACAUUUCAUCAUGAAUAGACUUACUAACGAGCAACGCUUGCAAAUCAUUGAAUUUUAUUACCAAAAUCAGUGUUCGGUUCGAAAUGUGUUUCGCGCUUUACGUCCGAUUUAUGGUCUACAUAAUCGACCAAGUGAGCAAACAAUUAAUGCGAUUGUGACCAAGUUUCGCACUCGGUUUACUUUAUUGGACAUUAAACCAACCACACGAAUGCGUACAGUGCGUACAGAAGAGAAUAUUGCGUCUGUUUCUGAGAGUGUGGCUGAAGACCGUGAAAUGUCGAUUCGUCGCCGUUCGCAGCAAUUGGGUUUGUGUUAUUCGACCACAUGGAAGAUUUUACGCAAAGAUCUUGGUGUAAAACCGUAUAAAAUACAGCUCGUGCAAGAACUGAAGCCGAACGAUCUGCCACAACGUCGAAUUUUCAGUGAAUGGGCCCUAGAAAAGUUGGCAGAAAAUCCGCUUUUUUAUCGACAAAUUUUGUUCAGCGAUGAGGCUCAUUUCUGGUUGAAUGGCUACGUAAAUAAGCAAAAUUGCCGCAUUUGGGGUGAAGAGCAACCAGAAGCCGUUCAAGAACUGCCCAUGCAUCCCGAAAAAUGCACUGUUUGGUGUGGUUUGUACGCUGGUGGAAUCAUUGGACCGUAUUUUUUCAAAGAUGCUGUUGGACGCAACGUUACGGUGAAUGGCGAUCGCUAUCGUUCGAUGCUAACAAACUUUUUGUUGCCAAAAAUGGAAGAACUGAACUUGGUUGACAUGUGGUUUCAACAAGAUGGCGCUACAUGCCACACAGCUCGCGAUUCUAUGGCCAUUUUGAGGGAAAACUUCGGACAACAAUUCAUCUCAAGAAAUGGACCCGUAAGUUGGCCACCAAGAUCAUGCGAUUUAACGCCUUUAGACUAUUUUUUGUGGGGCUACGUCAAGUCUAAAGUCUGCAGAAAUAAGCCAGCAACUAUUCCAGCUUUGGAAGACAACAUUUCCGAAGAAAUUCGGGCUAUUCCGGCCGAAAUGCUCGAAAAAGUUGCCCAAAAUUGGACUUUCCGAAUGGACCACCUAAGACGCAGCCGCGGUCAACAUUUAAAUGAAAUUAUCUUCAAAAAGUAAAUGUCAUGAACCAAUCUAACGUUUCAAAUAAAGAACCGAUGAGAUUUUGCAAAUUUUAUGCGUUUUUUUUUUUUAAAAAAGUUAUCAAGCUCUUAAAAAAUCACCCUUUAUAUAUGUACAUAUAC
Messenger RNA from Bactrocera dorsalis (oriental fruit fly), 1340 nucleotides. RefSeq lists its product as uncharacterized. Bases 130 to 1215 code for a protein of 361 amino acids. Gene Ontology annotation, molecular function: nucleic acid binding. The record is from RefSeq and is a predicted model, not a curated record. The transcript is spliced from 2 exons. NCBI's taxonomy places the organism in Eukaryota, Metazoa, Arthropoda, Insecta, Diptera, Tephritidae.